Molecule: messenger RNA, 1176 nt
Organism: Linum trigynum
Lineage: Eukaryota; Viridiplantae; Streptophyta; Magnoliopsida; Malpighiales; Linaceae
Source: the annotation of a GenBank genome assembly
AUGAAAAACAAAAGGUACAGGUUAUUAAUGGAGAAGGCAGCCCAUGACAAGUUGGAGAAUGGGAUCUUUCCAGUUCUCGAUCACCUGGCAGAAAAUGAGUCCCAAAUUGUAGAUCUACAAGAUGUGUUUCAGAGGUUCACAUUCGAUGUUAUUUGCAUGACGGUGUUGGGAUAUAAUCCGAGUUCUCUAAACAUUGACCUACAAGAUGUCCCACUAGCAAAAGCUUUCGACGAUAUAGAUAAAGGCAUGUUCGAACGACACGUCGUCCCCGAGACGAUGUGGAAGCUCCAGAGGUUGCUUGGUCUCGGAGCGGAGAAGUGGUUGGCGGUGGCCACCGAAAGAUUCGACAAGUUUCUCUAUGAUUUCAUCUCCUCCAAACGGGAAAAAAUCGUUAGACAACAGACAACGAUGGACAAAGAAGAAUUAGUCGACCUACUCACGGCUCACAUCGAGGGAGAGACGAGAAAGGAGGACGUCGUCGAAUAUUCCACAUUCAAGGACGACAAGUUGUUGCGUGACAUGGUCAUUAAUCUGUUGGCGGCGGGUAGAAGCACAAUAGCUGUUGCCCUGGUUUGGUUCUUCUGGAGCAUGGCCAACAAUCCACGCGUCGAGAGCAAGGUCCUAGCCGAGCUCGCUGACAAUCCACCGGCACCACAUCAUUCCGACGACGACCAUUCGUCAUGUAGACGUCGACAGAGCCGCCUUUACUGUGAGGAAGAAGUAAACCGCUUGGUUUAUUUGCAUGCAACGGUUGCGGAGACCUUGAGGCUACACACGCCCACGCCAAUGAACCACAAGUGGGCAAGGGAGGCAGACGUGUUGCCCAGUGGCCAUCGUGUGAGAGCAAAGACGAGGAUUUACGUCUCGAUGUAUGCCAUGGGUAGAAUGAAAGGUAUAUGGGGUGAAGAUUGCAGAGAAUUUAAGCCGGAGAGGUGGAUAACUGAAAGAGGAGGGAUUCGGUACGUGCCAUCGCAUCAAUUCACCACGUUUAGCGGAGGGCCAAGGAGUUGUCUGGGCAAGGAAGUGAGCUUGAUUCAGUUGAAGAUGGUGGUGGCUGCUAUACUGUGGAGGUAUAAGUUCCAAGUGGUGGAAGGUCAUCGUGUUUCUUAUACCAUGUCGACAGUGCUCCAAAUGGAAAACGAACUCCGAGUUAGCGUCUCUUGGCGAUCGACUUGA